Spea bombifrons (plains spadefoot toad) is the source of this 1243-nucleotide messenger RNA. It is a transcript of the gene GAPDH, whose product is annotated as glyceraldehyde-3-phosphate dehydrogenase. NCBI's taxonomy places the organism in Eukaryota, Metazoa, Chordata, Amphibia, Anura, Pelobatidae. The transcript is spliced from 12 exons. Gene Ontology annotation, biological process: glucose metabolic process. The record is from RefSeq and is a predicted model, not a curated record. The coding region runs from base 117 to 1118 and encodes 333 amino acids. Gene Ontology annotation, molecular function: oxidoreductase activity, acting on the aldehyde or oxo group of donors, NAD or NADP as acceptor; NADP binding; NAD binding.
GUGGGCGGUACCUGUGCUCUCCUGUUAUUUGGCGGGUAUAUAAGGCCGGUGUUCGCUCUUUUCGUCACUCUGCAGCAGGACACGAGUGAGGCACAGGGCAAAAACAUCUCAGCAAAAUGGUGAAGAUUGGUAUUAACGGUUUUGGUCGCAUUGGCCGUCUGGUGGUUCGUGCCUCCAUCGCGUCUGGGAAGGUCCAGGUUGUGGCCAUCAAUGACCCAUUCAUUGAUCUGGAAUACAUGGUUUACAUGUUUAAAUAUGACUCCACACACGGACGCUUCAAGGGCACCGUGAAAGCUGAGAACGGCAAGCUUGUUGUGAAUGACCAGGUUAUCACCGUCUUCCAAGAGAGAGACCCCAGCAACAUUAAAUGGGGUGAUGCUGGAGCUGAUUAUGUGGUGGAGUCUACUGGUGUCUUCACAACCAUUGAGAAGGCAUCUCUUCACUUGAAAGGUGGCGCCAAACGUGUUAUCAUCUCAGCUCCGUCUGCUGACGCUCCCAUGUUUGUCGUUGGUGUGAACCACGAGAAGUACGAUAAGUCCCUGAAGGUUGUCAGCAAUGCCUCCUGCACCACCAACUGCCUCGCUCCCCUCGCUAAAGUCAUCAACGACAACUUCCAUAUUGUGGAAGCACUGAUGACCACUGUCCACGCUUUCACAGCCACCCAAAAAACCGUUGAUGGACCAUCUGGCAAACUGUGGCGUGACGGCAGAGGCGCCGGCCAGAACAUCAUCCCAGCAUCUACCGGUGCAGCAAAGGCUGUCGGGAAAGUUAUCCCAGAACUGAAUGGGAAACUGACUGGAAUGGCUUUCCGUGUCCCCACUCCAAAUGUAUCUGUGGUGGAUCUGACUUGCCGCCUGGAGAAGCCGGCCAAGUAUGAUGACAUCAAGGCUGUGGUGAAGGCAGCUUCUGAAGGUCCUCUUAAGGGAAUCCUGGGUUACACAGAUGAACAGGUCGUCUCUAGCGACUUCAACGGAGAUACCCGCUCAUCCAUCUUUGAUGCAGGCGCUGGAAUCGCUCUGAACGAUCACUUUGUGAAACUAGUGGCCUGGUAUGACAACGAAUUCGGCUACAGCAACCGUGUGGUGGAUCUCAUCGUUCACAUGGCAUCUAAAGAGUAAACUGGCCUGUUGGUGGUUAACCCUUCUCCUGUCACCUAGUGAUCGUCUCACUGUAGGGGCCCAGAGUCGCCCUCACUAGCUGUCUGUGUCCGUUUCUGCGUAAUAAAAGUUGAAAGAAACUAAAA